Messenger RNA from Culex pipiens pallens (northern house mosquito), 1869 nucleotides. Its product is annotated as nudC domain-containing protein 1. Lineage: Eukaryota; Metazoa; Arthropoda; Insecta; Diptera; Culicidae. The record is from RefSeq and is a predicted model, not a curated record. The transcript has 2 exons. The coding region runs from base 107 to 1819 and encodes 570 amino acids.
CAAAACAAACCGCGCAAAAACAAAAACAUUCCAACGUUCUGCUCAACCCGCGCAACCCGGCGGAAUCUUCGUCCUCGUCGUUCCCGUAGUUCAACCGCGUCCCAUCAUGAAGCUGCUCGACCUGCGCCCGGACCGCGCAUUACUCAAAGUCGACUUCGCCGGGUACAAGCUAUCGCUGGAGCCGGUGCCGGUGUUGCGCACGGAUCUACCGGUUUCUUCCCGGCCGGACCGGGUCCGCCCCGGCGCGGAUCAGUACUCGUGUUUGGACGCGCAGCUGUUCGGGCUGCAGAACCACCUGGUGCGGGAUCCGUGGGUGGUCGGUAGUUGUUACUUCUUGGAUGGGGGAUGGACGGUGCGGCGGGUUGUGUACGAUGAGGCGAGUGGCCGGUUGAAGCCGGUGAGUUCGGUGUUUAAGGUGGGGCGGAAGCGGGAGCGGCGGGAGGGGGAUUAUAAUUGCUCGAUGCGGUUUUUGUCGGAACGGUACGCGCUGAUUGGGGACGGCCAGGGCGGGUUGCGGCUGGUGGAGACCGGGGAUCGGCGGCGUGGGGACGAGUGGAAGGGCCGGUUUGUGUUUCCGGCGGUGGAUGGGAUGGAGGAGGGUUUUGUGGUGUUGGAUGGGAGGUUCGAGGUGGCUGGUGGUGGGGAGCGGCACGUUCACGCUGUUUGCGGUUCUGUGAGGCGCACGGAAGAGGAUGGGUUCGAGACGGUUCUGCACUGGGUGAAGGCGAUUCAGGAGGAGGGAGGAAGUGGAGAGUGGAAGUAUCAUUCGGUGAAGGUGCUGCGGGGUCGGGGAUUUCCGGUGUACUGCGCGCUGGAGCUGAAGAGUAGGGGGUUGGUGCUGGCCAGCGAUAAGCCGUUCAAGUUUGUGCUGGACUCGGAGAACCCGAUUGUGGAGAAGGAAGUCGUGCCGGAGUUGAAGAAGCCGGAGGCGGAGGGAGAACGAGAGCCGGUUGAGGUGAACUUUGAGUGGAGUCAGACGCUGGAGGACAUAAGCGUGAAGGUACCGAAGGAGGAAGGGUUCAGCUACAAAGUGACCAACGAGAACAUGAAGCUGAAAGUGCACCGCAAUGAGGCGUUGAUCAUCGACGGGGAGAGUUUCUUUGCAGCUAUCGACGCCGAGUUGACCUCCUGGACCAACGAACAGUCCGAGCUACAGAUAACGCUGUUCAAAUCUCAACCCGGAGUGAUGUGGCCCUUCCUGUUCCCAGGCUGUCCCGAAGAAACCAACGCAAAUCGCGCCGAAGGAGAAGACCUGCCACCAGUUUCAAACCUAACCAGCCAGCUGGAAGAGUGCGACUUCGGCAUCGUCGGUUCCGGCGAAGAAACGGAAUACACACUCGAGCGGUUCGACGCCACAAGUCACGCAGUGACGCACAAGACGUUCCUCGGCGGAAACGGUCCGCUGUUCAGUCUACCGCUGCGCCCCGAAUUCCCACCGGCAAUCGCCCUCCGCCACGACGUCGACGCGUGCCUGUGGCUGCAGCAACCCGGCGACGAGUGGUCCCUGCGGCACGAGGGCACCUUGCACGCGUUCGGUUACGUACAAGCGUCCAAACAGCAGCGCAAGUUCCUGUCCUGCUCGCCGGACCUGAGCUACGCGUUGAUCUGCGAAGCCGAGCGGCACAUCUUCAUCUACAAGGCGAGUUACGGCGCGGAAGGUUUGCGCCACCGGAACGGGCCCCAGGUGAGCAUCGGUCAGCAGAAGCUUGUUUCGCUCGAGGGAAGUGGUGAAAUUAUCGGACUUUGCGCGGAAAACGACUGCGCGAUCCUGCUGACCGAGAGUCACGUGCUCGUGCUGCAGCUGCGGAUCGAAGAGUAACAACAACAAUACACACGCAACUUCUUAACUUUACACUGAAACGCCCAACA